GGUUAUCCUCCAUUUUCGGGUGACACAUUGGGAGAGAUUUUGUCUGCUGUGUGUGCUGUGACUAUGAGUUUCCAGGAAGAGUAUGGUUCUGAAGUUUCGAAGGAAGCGAUGGACUUUAUCUCGAAUUUACUUGUACUUGAACCUUCACAUAGGUUAACUGCCGAAGAGGCUUUAGAAAGUCCAUGGCUUUGUGUUUGUCUUUUUUUGCUUUUUUUUCAUGUUGAUAUUUAA
Messenger RNA from Entamoeba invadens IP1, 231 nucleotides. Its product is annotated as protein kinase, putative. The transcript has a single exon. Lineage: Eukaryota; Evosea; Mastigamoebida; Endamoebidae. Gene Ontology annotation, cellular component: nucleus. The record is from RefSeq and is a predicted model, not a curated record. Gene Ontology annotation, biological process: protein phosphorylation; intracellular signal transduction; positive regulation of apoptotic process. The annotation marks the transcript as partial. Gene Ontology annotation, molecular function: ATP binding; protein serine/threonine kinase activity.